This is a messenger RNA of Gregarina niphandrodes, 1845 nucleotides long. RefSeq names its product GNAT family acetyltransferase. Lineage: Eukaryota; Apicomplexa; Conoidasida; Eugregarinorida; Gregarinidae. The coding region runs from base 1 to 1845 and encodes 614 amino acids. The transcript has a single exon. The record is from RefSeq and is a predicted model, not a curated record.
AUGACGUACCGAGGGUAUAUGCGGACGUUGAAAGAGUUGAAUGACUCGGAGUCGGUGUAUACUCGGUCGAGUAGUUACGUGUGCACAGCGAAGGGGAGUGCUGGCAUGCGUUCGAAUGACGCGAUGACGUUUGUAUGCGUGGAGCGGAGCGAGAAGAUGUCGCUGCUAAAGUCGAUAUUCCAUCGUUCGGUCUCACCACAACAGAGGAACAUGUUCGAGAGCGCGGAGACAGGGGUGCAGGCCGGACUAAGGGAGUUACGGGCGGAAUAUGACGAACAGGCAUUGAAGAACACGGACAGUCCCGGUUCGAGCGCAGAUACCACGACCGCAGAUAGCGGCUCUAGUCAUGGUCGGCGUGCGUCUUCGCAAACACGUUUGUCCGGGUUUGGGUUACCGGCGAAACAUCGCGACAAGGUGCCCGCACCGCCGACUUUGGAGGAGAUGCGCGAACGCUCGGCGGGUCUAAUUGCCGCAGAGGUCACGCCCGAAGAGAUGGAUGAGUACCGCCGCAUUGACACUCUGUCCGAUGAGACACAAUUCCGGGCGAUUAAAGCUGGAGUCCGUACACGACUCAUGCGCCAGCAGGGACCAAAGGACGGACUCUACGACGCGAACGAGUGGCGAAGUCUCGCCUCGCCACUUACCGGACAUGUCUUCGGCACCCACCAAACCCUGGCUGACUCUGAGCUGCCGCCACCAAUGCCGUCGGGCAACGGUCAGGCGUCACCGCGCAAGGGCAGGACCCAUGUCGGUCGCAAAGAAGGCCAAGAGCCGCCCCGAAAAGGUGGUCAGGCCGGAGGUCAGGCCGGAGGUCAUGCCGGAGGUCAGGCCGGAGGUCAUGCCGGAGGUCAGGCCGGAGGUCAGAUCUCAGCCCGGAAGUGGAAGAGUCGGGCGAAGUUCAAUCCCACUGCGUUUAGCACGGCCGUGGCAGCCAUGCCGGAUGACGUCUCGAGGCUGCAGGCCACGCACCGGUGUAGUGUGUCUUCCACGGCCACCCUCGAAGACGACGCCUUCGACCCACACUCGCUGACGGCGGGGCCGUGUCCCAUGCGGUUGCUCGACUAUGACCCGAGUCGAGGCGUGAGCGCGUACAAGAAACCGCGAGCCAUUCCGCUUGAGGUCUCGGUCACGGCGGACGGCGCACAAUCGGUCUUCCAAUCGCCCUACCAGUCGGCGUACCAGUCUCCCUUGAUCGGUACUGCUCGAGGUGGUGCCGGUAGUGCUCGCGCUGCAGGUAGCGGGAGUACGACCGUGACUGGGUUGGACAACAGCGGGAUCUUUACAGACCCGGACCCGAACGACUCGUUCUUCCGGAAGUUGGUGCACCGAGACCGAUCGGAGAAGCCGAAGGUGGAGCGGAUUGUAGGGUGCGUGACAUAUGCGCCGUACGAGUCGGGGUGGGCGGUGGUGAGUGAGUGCAAUGAAGUAGAAAUCCGUCUGCUGUGCGUUACGGCCAUGCGUGGUGUCGCCGGGUUGUUGCUCGACCAUUGCGUCAGGAUUGCGGAUGAAGAAAAACGGUCGAACGUGCAUGUUUUGGUCGGGGCUGCAAACAAGGCCGCACACCUACUCUAUGUGCGACAUGGUUUCCGACGUAAUGCAAAACUCGAUAAAGUCGACCCCAAGACGCAACAAGAACUCAAGUGCUUCUCCUUCCCUCUCGGUCACGCCGUCCCUCUCGAACUACAGGACAUCAAACCUGUCGUCGCCGACCCGGAAACGACACCUAAAAGUCCGCAUCGCGUCAGAGCCAUCCAACACCUCAACGGCGUCAUGCCCAAACGCCGCGCCCUGGCUGUCCAGCAACUCGACUUCAAGAGCGAAUUCGUCGUCUUCAAGGGCGUGUAA